AUGGGGGAUCCUCAGAUGAGCUGGCACGAUUCUACAGACGUUCUGCAGGGUAUCAUGGUCGGUCCUGAUGCUUGUCAUCCCUCUGAUCUCUCCGACUUUCGUCCCUCAGGCUUAGCUAUGGGUGACUCGACAUCGAAUCCGCUACUCGAGUUGCAUCUGGCUUCCCUGGAGAGCCAGAACCAGCCCGCCUUCAUGAACCAGUGGAAUUCAGAUCCCCAGGACUUCUACUACCCCAACUACCCUUCUCGCCUGACGGGCGACCAGGAUGCGUGGAACCCGCUGCAGGUCACCGGUGUCCCUAAUCCCAAGUCCAUGUCCCAUAUGAAUAUUUCAACUGUCGGCGACCCCGACUGCGGCUUCUCUAAACCUCACUAUAGAACUCCUUCCGAGAGUGGGAGUCAGUAUAUGAGCAGUUUACAUUCGGACUCCGGCUACGGAAGUACAAGCUGUGCAACACAGUCGAUUGGAGCUUCUUCUUAUGGCAUGGACAACCUGUCGAGUCCCCAUAUCGGCGUGAAGGAAUAUGGGUUUGGCGACGCUGCCGCCAUGUUUGAUCAACCUCACCUCGGCCCUGCCUCCUUGUUUCCUGGAGACAUGGACUAUUCAGGGUCCAUGGAGGGCUCCGUCAAAUGUGACCACCCUUCUUGCGCAUGGAUUGGAAAGUGCCCAUCCGAUAAAAGGAAACACGAGGCACGUCAUCAGAAGCUUUUCAAGUGUGACGAGCCCAACUGCGCUCGCAAAGAAGGCUUUGGCACCAUCAACGACCUGGCUCGCCACAAGAAAUGUGUGCACAAUAAAGAGCCCGAGCGCGGCCCGAAAAUGAUGUAUCUCUGCUUCGGGAAGAGCUGCCCACGGCCUAAUAAGAAGUGGCCCCGACUGGAUAACUUCAAGCAACACCUGAGCCGUAUGCAUAAUGAGGAAGAUGGCGAAGCCUUGCUGAAGAAAUCCAUGGACUGGUAUGAGACCGUCAUCGGCCACCAGCCCAAUCAACAACUCGACGACAGCCUUUCGCAGGAUGACAUUCUGAAUGAGACACAGCAGGAUCUGGGAUCCGCCGAGAUGGAACUGGAUGCCAUCGAUGUGCAUCACACCCAAGAUAGUGUUGAUUUCUUAUCAUCUCGGGCUGCGACACCCAGACCAAUCUCAAAUACUCAAACGACACAUUUCCCUGCAUUGGGAUCACUGGGGCUCAGUGAGGCUCACAGCACCACAGCAGAACAGGCAAAUACCAAGUCAGAAACAUUUGUUUCGGACGCAGCGGAUAAUCUGAUCAACGCGAUGACAAAGAUGAUGAACAGCCGUGCUCGACGACCAAGCCAACACAGCGACGAGGGAAUCGAGGUCGAGCUCGAGAACCCCCAACUAUCCCAGCCUCAGCGCCAGAUGCUACAGAAGGUUCUCUCAGCAGCCUUGGAGCGACUUUCCGAUGACACCUCUUCGACGACCCCGGAAACCAACGAUGAUAAGCAAGAUUGGUUCCAAUGCGACAUCUGCUCCAAACGCACUCGGCUGCGCUGUGAGAUGAAAAAACAUCAAAAACGUCAUGAGCGUCCUUAUGGCUGCACAUUUCCCCAUUGUGCCAAAUCCUUCGGCAGCAAAGCCGACUGGAAACGCCACGAAAGCUCCCAGCACCUCCACGUCGCAAGCUGGCUUUGUGGAUCCCACGAUUCCGCCAAGGGCUCUUCAUGCGGCCGCAUAUUCUACCGCGAAGAAACCUACACCCAGCACCUCAACCAACAACAUCGAAUCCCCAAAACCCGAACCAAGUCCACCCUCAAUGCCAGCCGCCUCGACCUAGCCAACCAAUCGCAAUUUUGGUGUGGCUUCUGCAACCGCACUAUCGAACUCCGUAGUCACGGCCCUGCGGCGCUAGAUGAGCGAUUCAAUCAUAUCGACAUCGAACAUUUCAAGAAGGGGGAGAGAGGCCGCGAUUGGUGUUUUUCUUCUGGUGAUGGACCGGUUAUGGAUAAGAGUGUGGCUGGUUCUUCACUAAUCUCCGAGGGGAAUAAGCGGAAGCGUAAGGCUUCCGAGUAA
Messenger RNA from Penicillium atrosanguineum, 2034 nucleotides. Its product is annotated as putative C2H2 finger domain protein. The record is from RefSeq and is a predicted model, not a curated record. The transcript is spliced from 4 exons. The coding region runs from base 1 to 2034 and encodes 677 amino acids. Gene Ontology annotation, biological process: regulation of transcription by RNA polymerase II. NCBI's taxonomy places the organism in Eukaryota, Fungi, Ascomycota, Eurotiomycetes, Eurotiales, Aspergillaceae. Gene Ontology annotation, cellular component: nucleus.